AUGGAGCCCGCUCAAAUACCGUCCAUUGCGGUCGUUACCUCGUCGCGCGCCGUGAUUUCCGGCCGUCUGACAUCUGCAACGAUCGUUGUAUCACGCACCACCGGUAAGAUCACCGCUGUAUUUGACUCCGUGAUCCCGGCGUCGGACUUCCCUGAGGGGACCCCCUACACCGACUAUUCGCCCCAUGUGCUGCUGCCCGGUCUGGUCGACGCUCACGUCCACCUGAACGAGCCGGGCCGCACCGAAUGGGAGGGCUUCUAUACCGGAACCCAGGCCGCUGCUUUCGGGGGUGUGACCACGGUCAUUGACAUGCCCCUGAAUGCCAUCCCCCCUACCACCACGGUGGCUGGUCUGAAGGAGAAGCUGUCGGCGGCUGACGGCAAGUGCUGGGUCGACGUCGGCUUCUAUGGCGGUAUCAUCCCCGGCAAUGCCCAUGAACUGAAGGAGCUCGUCAACCAAGGCGUCCGCGGCUUCAAGGGUUUCCUGAUCGACAGUGGGGUUGAUGAAUUCCCCGCCGUCUCGUCGGAAGACAUUCGCAAGGCCAUGGUCGAAUUGGCCGACGAACCCACCACGCUCAUGUUCCACGCCGAGAUGGUGCCCCCCAUCACCGCGGCUGAUUCGGUUCAGCCCCAGACCCCCGAAGGCCCCGUGGAAGCCUACUCCACCUUCCUGGCCUCGCGGCCCUCGUCGUACGAGACCUCCGCCGUCGAGGAGAUCCUCUCCCUGGCGCAUCUGGCCCCCAACCUGCCGCUGCACAUCGUCCACUUGUCCGCCAUGGAGGCCAUCCCGCUGCUGCGCAAGGCCCGGGACCAAGGCAUCCCCAUCACCGCCGAGACCUGCUUCCACUACCUGUCCCUGGCGGCCGAGGAGAUCCGCGAUGGAGACACCCGACACAAGUGCUGCCCGCCCAUCCGCUCGCAGCUGAACCAGGACAGCCUCUGGGACGAGCUGGAACGCCACGCCGACAACGGCGUCAUCAAGACCGUCGUGUCCGACCACUCGCCCUGCACGCCCGACCUCAAGCUCCUGCCGUCGCACGUCCCCGGACCCCACGACUGCCAGGCCGAAGCCGCCGCCGUCGACAAAAACCAAGGCAGCUUCUUCUCCGCCUGGGGCGGCAUCUCCUCCGUCGGACUGGGCCUCCCCAUCCUCUGGACCGAGCUUAGCCGACGCAAGGGCCUGACCGCCUCGCCCGAAGACACCAAUACCAAACGGGCCCUGCAGGACAUCGUGCAGCUCUGCUGCGCCAACACCGCGGCGCAGGUGGGUCUGGAGCGCCAGAAGGGCGACCUGCUGCCCGGGUUCGACGCGGACAUCUGCGUCUUCGACGACACCGCCGAGUGGGUCGUCGAGCCUAGCACCAUGCUCUUCCGCAACAAGUGCUCGCCCUACCAGGGUCGGACGCUGCGCGGCCAGGUGCGCGAGACCUGGCUGCGUGGCGAGAAGAUCUUCAGUCGGGACGAGGGCUUCGGCAGCAAGACUCCGGCGGGUGCCCUGCUCCUGGAGAAACGGGUGUGA
Molecule: messenger RNA, 1518 nt
Organism: Aspergillus steynii IBT 23096
Lineage: Eukaryota; Fungi; Ascomycota; Eurotiomycetes; Eurotiales; Aspergillaceae
Product: allantoinase alX
Exons: 2
Coding region: 1-1518 (505 amino acids)
Biological process (GO): allantoin catabolic process; purine nucleobase catabolic process
Cellular component (GO): cytoplasm
Molecular function (GO): allantoinase activity; cobalt ion binding; zinc ion binding
Source: RefSeq, a predicted model, not a curated record